UGGGCCGGCCUAACAUUCACAGCGCUCGUUCCCCCCAAAUCCUCGUUGUCGUCGCAGAGUCCAGGUGCGUCAGCCAGGAGUCAGGACUCUCAACUCCGGCGAAGGGAGCAGAACCGUUUGUGGCAGUUGGGCGGCGUCGGCAUGGACGAGGCUACGAAGAAGGUGGAGGCUACGGUGCUGGAGAUCCCGCGAGGGUCUGAUAUGGAGUCCGUAACGGAGAACAAGGUACGCACCGCCGCCGCUGACCGCCUCGGCAUCGACCUCUCCGUCUCCAACCGCAAGCUCUUCGUCCGCGGCGUCGUUGAUGAAUACCUACUUUCACUCUCCUCGCAGGAGGAGGCGAAGGCGGCGGAGGAGGGCGACGCUGGCAGGGAGAGCAAGGACAAGGAACGGAAGGAAGAUGAGGAGGAGGAUGAAGGUAAGGGUGGCGGGAAGAGAGAGUACGGCGACCAAGGGGACCUUAUCCUGUGCCGCCUGUCGAGCAAGAGGAGGGUGACUCUGUCGGAGUUCAAGGGCAGGUCGCUGGUGUCCAUCCGAGAGUUCUACGUGAAGGACGGCAAGGAGAUGCCCUCCGCCAAAGGUAUUAGUAUGACAAUGGAGCAGUGGGAAGCAUUUUGCAAUGCUGCACCUGCGAUAGAGGAUGCCAUCAAAAAGCUUGAAGAUUCAGACUGAGAACUUGUUUUAGGAGCCUCUUCUUUUGGCAGGGAGCUGGACGUGAUGCACAAUAUAUAUAUCGCUGUAGCAAGGCUGUCUGAAUUACAAACGACUUUGGUGAUGUUCCAGCGGCCGCACAUGGGCUUUAUGGGGUGUAUGGCUCCUCGGCUCUACGUUUUUUAGCCAUGUUCUACGAA
This is a messenger RNA of Zea mays, 851 nucleotides long. Its product is annotated as RNA polymerase II transcriptional coactivator KELP. Bases 142 to 672 code for a protein of 176 amino acids. The record is from RefSeq and is a predicted model, not a curated record. Gene Ontology annotation, biological process: positive regulation of transcription initiation by RNA polymerase II. The transcript is spliced from 3 exons. NCBI's taxonomy places the organism in Eukaryota, Viridiplantae, Streptophyta, Magnoliopsida, Poales, Poaceae. Gene Ontology annotation, molecular function: DNA binding; transcription coactivator activity.